CACACACUCACCAACAAGGUAGUCACCACAGUCACGAGAAGGAAAUAACCAUAUACCAAACAAACAGAGAAACAGCAAUGGAAGCAAUCGCAGAAAACGAAACAUCUCAACCAGAAAUGACCGACGGUGACGAGUUCGGACAUGACGAACAGCACACUGAAGAGGAAAUAGAAAUCAAUGAAGAAGAUAUCUUGGAAACUAUUGACUGUCAGCAAGUUGAAGGAGAAGUGGUGAUGGAUGAAGACGAGAAUGAAGAGAUGGAUGAAGAGAUGGGGGAGCCUCACGAGCAAUCCGAGCCACCCUUCGAUAGUUCCGUCACACGCUUCACCAAGCACCAAGAACCGGUCUUCUGUCUGGCAACUCAUCCUUGUAAUCCUCAAGUCUGUGCUAGUGGCGGGGCGGAUGAUCUGGGUUAUAUUUGGAAUGCUUCGACUGGUCAAGAGAUUCUCAAACUUGAAGGCCAUCGAGACUCUCUCUCGGCUAUCGAAUUCAGUUGUGAUGGCCAAUAUCUGGCAACUGGCGGCGUCGACGCGACCAUCAAGAUCUGGAAAAAUUGCGAUCCUCAGGCUUUCUCAAAAUGGGAAUUCCUCAUGGACCUCGAAGGUUCCGAAGAAGUCACCUGGCUUACAUGGCACCCCAAACUGGCAGUCUUACUGGCCGGAUUCUCAGAUGGGAUGAUCUACAUGUGGCUGAUUCCAUCGGGUUCAAUGCGAGUUUUUUCAGGUCACAAUUCAAUGACUACUUGUGGCAACUUUACUCCGGAUGGUCAGAAAAUUCUGAGUGCAACGGAUUCAGGGAUGCUGUUUAUCUGGGAUCCCAAGACUGGUAAACCGCUGCAUAAGAUCAACCUGAACGAAGGAAAGUAUGCAUUCAGAGCACAGCAAGAUCAAUCUGGUAUCAAUUCACUCGUCAUCAACCAAGCCAACACGAUCUGCGUUCUGGGAGGUAUCGCCAACGGUGGAGUCCGCUUGGUCAACUUGAAGAUGGGUACAGUGAUAGCAGCUUUAGAUGAACAUGAGAGUCAUGCAACGGUCGAAGUAGAAAUAUUCGAGCCUGAAGGUCUUGGUGUACCCUUGCUGAUCAGCGCAGGAACAGAUGGUACAGCUUUCUUUUAUGAUGCUGCUUCGUUCAAGUUGCGGAAUUCUAUCCGUCAUCAGGAUGCUAUCACCACUCUAGUCAUUGAUCGAGCCACUGGCCAAAUGACGACUGGAUCGCUCGAUAAAACGCUUUCUACAUGGAAUCUUAAAACGGCCGAACAGUUGAAGGUUCACUCGGGACAUCGAGAUGUCGUUCACAUGGCUAAAAUGACAAGUGAUCACAAGAAACUCCUGUCUUGUAGCGAUGAUGGGAAUGUAUUAGUGUUUGAAAUCUAAUCAGUCACUUUUCUUUCUAUCAUGUAUCUGUUUUUUUGUGAGAUAUGCCUUCAAAAAAGCCUGCUCAAUCAAUCAAUCAAUCACCAUAAAUUUCAAUAGCAGUCAUUGAGCUUAGCAAACCAGUCUUUUGAAUUUAAGCCAAUGAUGAUUGUGCCUUUAUCUUGUAUCUUGACGAAACCCCAAGCCAUGCGACCAGGCUG
Messenger RNA from Puccinia graminis f. sp. tritici CRL 75-36-700-3, 1573 nucleotides. RefSeq lists its product as uncharacterized. The coding region runs from base 78 to 1373 and encodes 431 amino acids. The record is from RefSeq and is a predicted model, not a curated record. Lineage: Eukaryota; Fungi; Basidiomycota; Pucciniomycetes; Pucciniales; Pucciniaceae. The transcript is spliced from 5 exons. Gene Ontology annotation, molecular function: protein binding.